AUGUUGCUGAACAAUAGUUUUCCUCCGCUCAUCGUUUUACACAUUUUCACAAUUUUUGCAAAUCUAGAAUUGUUGAUCACCGACGAAACGAUUCUCAUAUCAGCCGCCAUUUUUUUGAUCAUCAUGCCCAUUUUUUCGCAAAGACGGUUAGUUUUUCAACAUUUUCUUAUUGUGAGCCAAAAUUUAUUAUAAAUAAUCUUUGAUUUUUCACUGGAUUCACCGGGAUUAAUUAAAACAUCAUAGUGUUUCAGUUUUUCUCGUCGUUUCAUUUGUUUCUUAUCAAAUAUUGAACAAAAUCUAGAUUUUAUUUCAUUUUCAAUAUAAAAUCUAUUUUUUUUUGAAAUGUUAUCCAUCAUUUUUUGUGAGCUUUUUUUUAUUUUGAAAAGGUCAACAUUUUUUGACGAUUUGAUCUGAUUGAUCUAACUGAAAUUAAUUUCAAAUUUUCAAGGUUGGUCUGGAAAAUUUGUAGAUGUUUUUUGCUUGGGAAAUCCUAAUUAAUUUUAAAUCAAAAAAUGUCAUUUCAAAUUGCCACGUCCUAAUUUCACUUUUUCUCACGUAUUUAUUCACUUUGUGAAAGUUACAUUUUUUGGAUUACUGUAGCCAAGUUUUAUUUUUAAAGCGUUUUUUGGCAACAUUUUUAAAGGGUAAUCUUGAAAAUACGAUGCCUGAGGGUUUUAUUUUUUCUGAAAAUAAUUUUUGAUUUCAAUUCUGCCAUAUAAACUACUUCAGAAAAAUUCCUCCAACUGCCACGUCAUAGUUCAUAUCUAACUGAUAUUGAAUAUUACACAAUUUUUUGACGAAUUUUUCGAUCGAGUCCCAAUUUUUCUAGAAAUUGAUAAAAGAUUUUUUCAAAUUUUCAGUGAAACUUUUUGAGAAUAAAUUUUUCUCAAGCCGAAUAUUGUUGUAAUUAAAUUGAAUAUUUCAGAUACGAGGACGGUAUGAACGGCGUUGCGCGCCGAAAACAAUUCAAACUUCGCCCGUGGCAAUCAACCGCCUCACCACUACGAAAUGAUUUUUACUGGUUAGUUUUUUUGUUUUUUUUUUUGGGCAAAAAUACAAAAAUACAGAUUUAUUAUUGUCAGUCAGUAAGUUUGCUAAUCCUAUUUCCUUAUCAGCUUAUUUUUAUUUAUUUUUUGUUGUAAUUUUUUUGUGGUCGAAAGAAAAACCAGUGUCUGGUUCUAAUUAACUUCACUUACAUUAGAAUGUAUAGAAAAAAUAGAGGCAAAAAAAUCAUUUUCUUCUCGGAAAAAUUGGUUCACACGCCCUUUUGCACCUGCUCCUCCUCUCUUUUUUCCUCGUUUUUUUUGCUCUGAGCUCGGAGCAUUUGGAGCAAGAAGAAUUUCAGCUGGGAAAACGAUUUUAUUUUGUUUUUUCACUUGUUUUUUCCUCCCUCAGACAUUUUUUUGAGCCAGUUACAGAAACUUCUUUGAUCCCUUCGUUUUCUGAAAUUCUAUUUUUCCAUUUCGAAGAAAAGGCCCUAAAAUUUACGAGUUUCUAUAAAUUCUAUUUAUGCCUGCCACUUUUCUUCGUCUUCUUCUUCUUUUUUUCCCGAAAUAUUCUCAAGUUCCGGAAGUUUUUGCACUUGAAAACCACUACCUUUUUCUGACUUUUUUGUUGGCUUUUUAUCGAUUUCCUGUCAUUUAUUUUGGGUUAAGUUUUUUUUGUCUGAAAAUGAAGUGUCUAGGGAAUUUUAGUUGGGUCGUUAGUUGCUUGAAAUUUUUUGAGUCUUCAGAAAAACUCUUCUGAAAACUUUUUUUUGGGAAAUAAAUAGGUUUACAAUUUUUGAACUGCACGAAACUCAUCUGAGUGUUAUGAAAAAGUUUUAUAAGCAUCUCUCUGAAAUUGCCACGUGGCAAAGUGCUUUGGUUACGCGAAAAAUAAUAUGCUACGUGGUAGUAAUUGACUAAAGUUUUAUGUUGAAAAUAGAAUUUCUGAAAAAAAAUCUGAAAAUUGCUACGUGGCAUAAAUUUUUUUCAAAAAAUCUAUAGUUUGGAUUACGUUAUCAGACAAUUUUCAGAAAUUGGUCCAAUUUAGAAUUUUACUCAAAAGACCUGGACUGAUUUCCCUUCCGAUUCAACAAGUCCCAAAAUUGUUCUUCUUCCCUCGUCCCACUUCAAAAUGUCCCUCCCAACCCGAAAACAAAAUCACGGGACCAAAAAGAGGUCGUAAAAAUGUCUAAUCCCCGGCGUCAGUCAGUCAGCAACAAAUUCUUGUGUGGUGUUGCGACCAAGAAAAAAGUGUUCAUCAUUUUUCGCUCGUUUCAUUUUUUCGUGUGUGUAUAUGUGCUUCCAAAGCAGCAAAAUCUUCCGUUUUUUCCUCGCCUCGUCAAAUUUAUUUAACACAAAUCCAGCACCAAAAAACAGCUUUCUUUGAAAAUUUAUCCCACAUUCUUUGAGCAACUCAGAAAGAAAACUUUUUUCGGUUUUGUGAGAAGCUGAGCUGAGCUGAGAUGAUGAGAUGGGGCGGAAUAAAUUUAUCUAAAGCCUGGUAUCGGGUCGCCACAAAAUCCAAUUAGUUUUUUUUUUGAGAAAAGGGAUUUUUGUGCACUUUUUCUAAACCCUUCUUAUUUUUUUCGAACUGAAAAUAAAAAUAAAAAGCUGUUUUUCUUCAAGUCAGCUUCUGUCAGAAGAUAAAAUUUAUCUGUUUAUUUUCGAACUUUUUAUAUUUUUUCGAAAAAAAUAAAUGAAAUAAAAAUAAUAAAUAUUUCAUUGAGGAAACCAGUUUUCAGUUUUUCGAAUCAAAAUCAUAUGAUUUUCUUAUUUUUAGAAAAAGAGUUUUCAUGGCCUAAAAAGGUCACGAGAAAGAAAUUUGAUCUUCAAGAAAUGAGGAUAUCGGAUUCUGAUUGCUCAUUUCAUUUUUUGGCACAUUUUUCUCCAAACAUGAAUUAUUGACGAAAAAAGCUUUAUUAUUCUUUUUUCUCUGUCUGUUUUUAAGUGACUGAUGUUAUUUUAUUUUUCAGCAAAAAAAUUCUAUGUGUGUCAUGUACACUGAGAAAAAAGAAGAUAAUCUUUUUUGGGCGGCUGAAUUAUUAGUCAUUUUUGAAAAAUUUCCAGACAAAUUACAGUAUGAUUUCUUCUCAAUAUUUGUCCGGAUAUUGCACAUUUCGAGCACUCAAACCCAAACCCAAAAUGACAUUUUUCAAGUGUUUCAAAAUUGUUUUGUCAAGUGUUUCUUUUUUUCUUCAAUCAUCUUCAAAUUCCAGAUUAACAUACAUACAUUUCUUAUUUUUUUUCUCAAAAAAAAGAACAAAAAACUGGUAUUUCUUUUUCGCCCCACAAUUUUUUUGUCGCCUUGUUUUUAAGAUGUCAUUUCACUCACUUCCGGUGUGUCUGUGACGUUUUUGAACCAUUUUUCGAUGCUUCCAAAUAUUUCUUUGACUUUGUGUAGUAUCUGUGGGCUUCUGAAGUUAUUUAAAAAAUUUUCAAAAAAAUUGAACAUUUUUAAAAAGUUUUUUGAAACAUAUUUUCGCCACGUUGUUUUUUGUUAAAGAAACUAAAAUUUCAAAAUAUUUAUUUUCCUGGAAUUAUGCCACGUGGCAAAUUUUGCUCCUCCAAAUUCAUUUUCAAUCACCAUAGUUUCCAAGUUAUAAUAUUCUAGAAAAUGUCACGUGCACAUCUUGGGCCAGAGUAAAAUUUGGAAAAAACCCUAAUUGUAAUUUUUUUAAAGUUUGAAAGUAACUGCUUUUUGGCAUUUAUACUUUGAAAGCGGUGACCACUUGAGAACUGGGCUUUCUAGGCUUGGCUACUUGACAUCGAAAGUUUUAAGAAGCGGCCCCUUGUUAUAUUGAAACUCGGGUCCUAGACAAUUAGGUUUUCUACGCUCUAUUUGUCACAAUACUUCAAAUGGCCUUUGAUGAAUUUUCAUUCAGAAAAAUGUAUCAAAAUUUGCAUUUUUCCCAAGAAUAUCGAAAUUUGCAUAUGUAUUCCGCCACGUGGCAAAAACUGAUGUAUUAUUUUUUCAAAAACAUUUUUUACCAGAUAUUUCACGCGGCAAAAAAUAUCCUUUAUCACCGAAAAUUUUUUAGCCUAGAAAAAAUACGUUUCAUAAAUUAUUCUUUUUUUUAUUCUCUUUAAUCUUGUUUAAAUUGUCAUUCGUUCGUCAACCAAAAAAACCCACGAAUUCUAGUAGCCUCAAUCUGUGCUCAAACUUUGAGAACACACUUUCAAACUGCCAACCACUGCUUACGAUUCGACACGCGGUGUUUCGUUUCAAAUUCACGACGAAGAUAUGACAUCGAGAAGACAUACUGUUUGGUUUGUGCCUGGAUCAAGAAGGUUUGUUUUUGUUUGAAUUUUGAAUCUAAGUUUGAUUUGAAUAAGUUUUGUAGAGAACUUUGGAGGGGUUCUUGCGGGAGAUUGGCUUUUGGAGUUGGAGUUUUCUUCAGACAUUAUUUUCGUAAGACCAAAAAUGUUUUUGUUAGAAACAUUUCUGAAAUGGAUAUUUUUUUCAAAUUUUGAAUCAGAUUCUCAAAUUUAUUUAUUUUUUUGGAAUUCAAAUUGUUCAAUUAUCAGAAUUAAAAAAAAUUUUUCAGAAUUUCGGACUCAAUAAAACGUUUUAAAAUUCUGAAAUCUACUGUAUGUUUUUCAGAAAAACGUUCAGCCAGCUGAUUUUUUCAACAGCCUGAUUUUUCUAAAAGUCUUUUGACAUUAUUUGUCCUAUUCCAAAUCAAUUUUUUUCUAAUAGAAGGUCAAAUUCAAAUUCAAAUGUUCUCCAACUGGUCCUCCUCUCCAAAAAUCAAUCAACCAUAAACCACUCAAAGAAAAAGUUGAAGUGUGAUUUCUUCCCCCUUCCUGCUCCCUCUGAUCUCAAUUUCAAUCCUUCUGAUUAUUAUCUAUUCAUCCCUAUGCUUCUGGCUGAAAAUAUAUGUACAUAUAUAGAAAUGAGAACCUGAAAAACACAAAUUUCUUCUGAAUCGAGUUUCCAUGACAAUCCUAGAUACAAAAAACAGCUCCAAUUUUUCCUUUUUUUUUUUGAUAAAUCGGAUUAAAGGACACAUUUUUUAUUUCCGUUUUUUCAUUCGUUGAGAAAAAAAAGAGGAAUUUCAGAAUUUUUAUGUGUGUGAAAGUCUCGAGCUUUAUGGUUUCCAAAUUUUUUUAGUAGUAGUUUUUUUUUUGUUCGCACCUCUCUUCUUCUCAAAUUGAAUUGAAUUGAAUUGAGCGAGAGAAAAAGAGAGUUGUGUGUGUGUAUGUGUCGAUUUUUUUUCUUCCCGAAAGCUUGUGUAAAACGGCCUCUCGUUGUCUUGCUUGGACCAUCGAUGAAAAGGGCGGAGCUUUGAGAAAAGAAAUAAAGAGAGAGAGAGAGAGAAAGAGGGUCAAUUUUUUUUCCCAAGCUAUUUUUCCCAAAUUUUUUUCCCAAGUUGAUUUUUCAUUUUCCCAAGUUUUAUUUUUCCCAAAUUUUUUUUCCCAAGUUAUUUUUUCAUUUUCCCAAGUUUUUUUCCCAAUUUUUAGUUUUUUUCCCAAAUUUUCGGAUCGCAUGAAAUUGGUUCGUUUUUUAAGAACAUCAGGGAUUUUGAUUCUCUAUAUGAGGAUCUCGAAAUUUUAUAAAAUAGAAGGGUCCGUCAAAAAUAGCUACUAGAAAAAUGAGAGUUUUUCUUGUGUAAAGUGUGGUGUGUUUUUUUCAAUUUUCGGCGAGUCUGUAUGUUUCCAGGAGGGUUCACUAAGCCUAAGCCUAGAAAGAAUAAUAGAAAAAUUAAAAAAUCUUACUUUUGGCUUCUCAACUUCAGAAUUAGGCUUAGGCUUAGUUAAACGCCCAGAAAACUGAAUGUUGGUUUAUUUUUUACAGUCGGCCUCUCAAAAUAUCAGUCUGAAUCUGCUGUUUUCGUUCCGACAAACUUGUGAAAAAUCACAAUGUUCAUUCCAAAAACAAAAUUUUUUUUUCGACUAAUUUUAGCAUUUUCGCAUUUAGGAAUUGCAUAACUUCAGGUUAUGACCGGGAGAAGCUGAUAUGUGGGAUCAGUACUCAAUUGGCUUUGAAAAAUAGGGAAUACCGGAAAAAAAACUUGAAGAAUUGGGUAAAAAACGACAAUUUGGGAAAAAAAGAAAAAUUGGGAAAAAAACUUGGGAAAAACAAAAACUUACUUGUGAAAAAAUUUGGGAAAAAUAAAACUUGGGAAAAUGAAAAAUCAACUUGGGAAAAAAAUUUGGGAAAAAUAGCUUGGGAAAAAAAAUUGACCAGAAAGAGAGAGUUAGAGAUAACACAAGAAAUAAAAAGAGUUAGAAGAGAGUCGUGGUGUUGUGCUCUUCUUGUUGUUGUUGCUCUUGCUCUUGUCAUCUUCGGAUGCCAAGAAGACGUGAUGGAAGGUUCGGUUUAUCGAGCCUUCGACGCGAAUUGCACCUUCAUAACUUUUUUCGAUCAUCACCAUCUUCUAGUUCUUCUGGUCUAGCUAAUACUUCUUCUACUGACAAUAAUAAAUCUGUAUUGGUGCCUUCUGGUGUCACCAACAACAAAUUGGGCAAGUUUAGUGGUGCAACAUCGUCGGAUGGAAGUGGCGCAGCGAUGCAUUUAACGCCGUCGGUGAGUUCGGCGACGGCGACAACACAUGCGCGACGCGAAUCAUUUUUGUAUCGAGGAGCUGAUGAUUUGAGAGAUUCGGCGAUUUUGGCCACUGCUGGAUUGAGGCCUGUUAGUCGAGCAUCGAGUAUUGCAUCGAAUGAGCAUGGGUGAGUUUUUUUUUUCCAAUUAUUUAUCUUUUUUUUUAGUUUUCUGUUUUGAAUGUAGUGGGUGAGGGAUUUUUGUUGUAGAAUUAUAUUUGGUAGAUUGUGAAAUUCAAAAUCUUUUACGUGAUCCAAGAAUUUGGUAAAAAUAUUUCCGAAAACUUUUGGUUUCAAUUUUCAAUAAUUUCAAAAGCCUGAUUCAAAUUAUUCAGAAAACAUCUGGGACCUCUUCGGUCGAAAUUGUUUUGAAUCGGGAAUUUUUUAUCACAUUAUUUUUGUGUUAACUUUUUGAUCCGAAAUUUUAAACUCUAGUUUAAAUUAUCUCAAAAUCCAGGUUUAUCAGCCUCAAAAUUUUUGAUCAAAUUUUUUUCCUAAAAAAACCUCUAUCGCUUUGUUUUUAAGUUCCUCACUGAUUUUUACCUCGUUUUUGUUUCCAAAAAUUUUUCACCAAAAUAAUAACCGAAAUUCAUAUUUUCUCCAAAAACACAAAGAAAUCUCAUGAAUUCUUGAUUCGAUUCUUCUUUUUUCUUUCGUUUUUUCCUGUUUUUCUUCCUCUGCUCAAAAAAACCCACAUUUUCCAACCAAAAAAAACUUUUUGCAUUUUUUUCUCAUGCGGAUUUUUCGAAUGACUACUGACUUCCUAAACAAAUUUCAUUUCGAAAAAAAAUGAAACUAUGUUAAAAAAGGUGUCCUUUUCUCUGCUCCCUCUCAAUUUUUCCACUUUCGGGCAAAAAAACGGAAAAUAUGAGCCCCUUGAGAAGAACUGGCUCAUGCAACAACACAACACACCAAAAAAAUCGAGAGAGAGAAAGAGUGAGAGAGUUUAGAGAUGUUAGAGAAGGGAAAAAUGACGUUUUACGGCUAGAAGACGAUGUAGAAAAAAAGAAGAAAUCACUCCUUUUUCUGACAAAUGACACAUGAGUAUAUGGCAAAAAAAAGAAGAAGAAAAUUGAGGGAAAAAAACGACGAAAAAAAUGAGUAGAAAUAAUUAGGACGAAAAUAAAAGGAUUAUGAGCAACAACGAGUUGUUGUUUUUUUCGCCGGAAAUUUGAGGGACUUUUUUAGGGAAAAAGAAAUAAGAGGGUUUAUGAGCUGGAACUACUGAACUUUUGGAAUUUCAGUUCAAAUUAAUUACGGGAUUUUUAUGGUUUCUGAUGUUGAAGCUCAAAAGAUUCUCAUGGUUUUCUUGAAGUUUUGUGCCGAAUAAAUUUCCGCCAGAAUUUUUGAAACAUUUGUUCUUUGAGAUUUGCUAGAUUUUCAGAAAACAUCUCUAGAGUUUUCAAUUAAUUCUAACCACAAAAGGUUUUUCCAGACUUCUUGAAAUUGUGAACGUGACUUUCAACCUUGAAAAAUAAGCUAGAUUUCUCAAAAACAAAUUCAAUUUUAGGAAUUUAUUCCGUUAAAAUUUUUCUCAAGUUAAAAAAAUUUUAAAGUCUUUGAUCUCUUCUGAAUUUUGUAAAUGAAAUUUUCAUCCCACGCUUCGAAAAUAUUUACUUGUUGCUCAUGUUAAUUGUGUUUUCCAAUUUCAAAAAUUGAACUUUCUCAUUAUUGAUUGUUCCGAAAUUUCUUGACCUCCUAUCAAGAUUUUUGCUCGUUUUGAAAACGUAUCAAAUUUCCCUUCUUUUUUCUUCUUUUUCAUCAUUUCUCAGUUCAAAACACACUCACUCACGAGAAAAAAAUGAAAAAAAAACCCAAUUAAAAUAUUUCUUCUAUUUAACAAAAAUUUUCUCUCCCAAGAACAAAAAUAUGUUAUACAUACAACACAUACACAUAGUUUUUUUCGUCCUGAUUGACGUCACUGAGGUCCAGGUCCAAUCGAAAAUAUAUCAAUAUCUGGCUGGGCACACAGUGUAACACUAGAUUUUUCUCUUUCAUCUCAAAAUGAAUGAAGAUAGAAAAAAAUGAGAGAGAGAACCCCAUAAAUGUUGCAAUUUUGUGUCGUGUUGAGUGAGCUCAGCCAAUUUUUUCGCUGUUGUUGUUGGCACAAAAAAUGAGCAGAGAUUUUCAUCAUGGAAAACUAAGGGAUUCGGAAAUUCAGAAUUUGGGAAUUAAUUUUUUAUAAGAAAAAAUUACAAUUAAUAUUUAAUAUUCUGUUCUGAACAAGGUAGAUCAAAAAUUAUAAAAGUUUUUUGUGCUUCUUCUUUUUUUUUACCUCAUCCAAGAAAAAAACAGUUGUUCAAUCAAUUUAUAUUUAUAUAAGUUGAUAUCUUCUAUCUUUUUCUAUCAACCAACACAAAAAUAAAUAUUGGAAGGGGUUCCUGAAAACUUUUUUUUGUUUUGUUCUCCAAAAAUUAAAUUAAAACGAAGAACAUUUUUUAUCACACUUUUUUCUACAUAAUGUCAUGAACAAAUUCAUGUUAUCAGUUCGAUUUUUGUGUGCUCCGAGAGCAGACCAACAAAAGUUUCUAUUUGCAAGCAAAUUUUUCGCAUUUAUUCACUCAUUCUAUAGAAAAAUAUUGGAAUUAUGAUUGUGACAACUCCGACUUCGCAGCAUUUUAGAUCGAUAUUUUUUGUUGAUGACACCGUGAUGUGAGUUGGAAAUUUUUUUAGUUGAGAAAAAAGUAAUUUUAGAUAUUACGUGGCAAAUGUUAUAAAUGUUUUUUGUCAUUAAAAAACUUGAAAAUUUUUAUAAGUAUCUCUGAAUUUUUUUUUGCAAAAAAAUUCACUAAAUUUGAUAUUUAAAAAUUUUGGAAUCCGACAAAACUAUAGAGCAUUCUUAAUAUCGUAAUAUUUUGAAACAGUGAAUGUUUUCUUUCAAAAAAUGUUUGUUGAAAUUUUUAAAAACUGGUUGAACUUAAAUUCUAGAAAAUUGCAGUCUUGAAAAUUGUAGUGCAAUUUCAGUUACGUGAAAAAAUAUAUCCUUCGAAAAUAAAUAAUUUAUGAAAGUUCAAAAAACUUGAAAAAAACACUAUAUUUUUUGAAUGACGUGUCUGAUUUCAAAAAAGUAUUUGAUGAUGAUCUCCUUUUUCUACAGUACUCUCUAUCAUUCAAAGAUUUUCUGACCUUUUGCAAUUUUUCCUUUUUUCUUUUUCUUUUUUUGCUGCCAUUUGACCGACUUCCGGUCAUUUUUUGUAUUAUCAACACAUACAUCUCUAGUCGCUUUUCCUUGUCGCUGCUAUCAUUGUUUUUUUUGCAAAAAAGAAAGAACUGCGCAAUUUUUCAUAUCAAACGAUCAUUUUCUAGCCCUAUAAACCUAUAUUUUUACCUAUAUUUUAUUUUCUAACCAAUUUUUCAACAAAAUAAUGAACCCAUCAUCGUCCGGGUAAGCAUUAUUUAUUUUUAAUUAAUUCCGAACCUAUUGUUCCUCUUUUUCAUUUUGAAAUUCAACUUUUUUGAGCGGAGAACCUUUGGUAUUUUUAUCAUGUGUUAAUCACAUGCAAUAUUUUUCUUUUGUGUUUCAAUGAGGUUUUGACAACAAAAAAGCUUGUAUUUUUUUGGGGCGAUGGAAUUAUUUUUCCUAGAAAAAUAUGAAAUUGACUGACUGCCAGGUGAAAUUCAAUUAUUGGAAAUAUUUUUAUUUUGCGGUUUUUAGUUUUUCUAAGAGCCUAGAGCUUAUGUUUUAGUUUGCAUGCAAAAGAAUUUUUCAUCUUGACAAUUUUGAAAUUUAUUCUAAUUUUAAUUUUGAAAAUUUGCUGUUUCAAAAAUUUUGUACUAUAAAAAGUUUUAUCUGAUAAAUUUCAAUUGUUAAGUUGAUUUUGAAUGUCAAAAUUAUAAAUUUAAUAAAAUCAACUUUAGAUUUAGAUUUUCUGGAAACCCAACGGUAAAUUUUCAUCAUUGACAUCAGAGAAAAAACUUUUAAAAAUAUUAAAAUUUCAUUUGCAAUGGGGAAAUUUUAAUUUCUCCAGCAAUUUUCGCUGCCUAAUCUCCAAGAAAGCAGGUUUCUUUCUUGAAAAAAUAUUGGAAAUUUAAAUGAAGGUUCGUUAGAUUUUAGAACUUCUUUUUCAAUAAAAUUAUUCAAAUUCAGAUUUAAGAAAACUCGGGUACAAUUGAAAAUAAAUUUAAAAAAUUCCAGAUUUUUUAAAAUCAAAAAUUAUUUUCAAAAAUCUGAAACUUCAUCAAUUUUCUCUGAAUUUUUUCUAAAAAACGUUGUGUUUAUCUGUGUCUUUCGGGAUAAAAAGUGAUUAGCCUCUUUAAAAUGCAAAAACAAUAAUAAUAAUAAUAUCUUCCGAAAUCCUACUUCUUUCUUCGUUUUUCAUUUUUUUUGCUUUUUUCUCGAAAACACAUUGAUUAGCAGCUUCUUCUUCUUCGUUCGUUCGUUCUUACAUUUAGUCUCGCCCCUUUUUCGUCUUUUUGUCUUUUUCCACUCUUUUUUCCUUGAUGUGUUCCUUUUUUUGCCAUCCAUCUAUCCAUCAUCAAGUAUUAUUCCUCGUUUUUCUAAAUUUUUCCAAAACAAAAAAAAACAACAAUAAUUAAAAGUCUUUUGGUUUUCUCAAGAUUUUUAGUUGUCUGUUGGUUGUUUUUUUGGAAAAACUUAGUCUAAUUCAAUUAGCCUAACUUAGUUAUGGAUAAUAAUGAUGUGAUAAAUGAGAAUCUACCAAUUCCACAACAUCGACAUCCAAGUGACACACCUUCUUGUUUUGGCUCAUUUAAAAGCCUGUUUUUUCGAGCAAAAUCUGGGAAUAAGUGAGUUUUUCUGGUUUGAUUUGGCCAAUUUUUAGAUUCGAAAAAUAUUUUUAUUAGGAUAAAUAAUCUAAGGAAAUAAUAUAUUCAAAAAAAAUGAAUGAGAAAAUGAGAGUGAGAACUGAGAUUGAAAGAUCACUGAAAGAUUUAUUUGGAUGUAGUUUGGUGGAGAGUGCCACGUGGCAUUUUGUAGUUUACUAUUUUUCUAGAAAUCACGUGUUAUUGAAGCUGAAUUGAAAUUUGAUCCAAAAAAAACUGGAAAUAUUUAUCGAAGGCUAAAAUUCAAAAAAAAAAUCUGUUAUUAAAAUUUUCAAAGAUUUAUUUUUUUGAAAUAUGAGUUCACAUUUGAAGCCAAGUUUUUUCGAGACAUUUUUAAAAGUAAAUUGCUUUUUUUCUCAAAAGUUCUAUGUUUUUUGAAGAUUUAUUUCAAAACAAAAUUUUAAAAAUUUCCUAAUGUUCCUUAAAGAAAAUGUCUAUAUCAGUUCUGAAAAUUAUUUCAUCUCAACUUCAAAUUUUUUUUUCAGAAAUCUAUUUCAUCUGAAAGUCAUAUUUCUCUAAAAUCCGAAAUAACUCUAAAAAAUAUUUUCCUGAUCCACAUUCUCCAAAAAUUAAAGGGGAUUUUUUGAAUGAAUCAAAAAACAUAUCGUGUUCACCGCUCCUCACACAAAAAACCACACACUUCUUCGUAUUUAUUUACUAUGUUGGUGCGAACCAGUUCAGUUCAAUUCAAUUCAAUUCAAAAAUCCGUUUUUCUUCAAAAAGCAAACACACAAAAAAUCUGACCUCGAUUAUUUGUCAACCUGUAUAUACAUAUACAAAUAAAAAUAUAAUAUUUUAUAUUGAUAUAUUCAAAAAGCCGUGUGUCGCGUCGCCGUCGCCGCGUCGCACAACAAUUCAAUCAAAAAACUACGUCACACAGUAUACACAUUGAUAUUUCACGUAACUUUGUUGUGUUUUCCCUUCUUCUCUUUCUUCUUCACUCAUUUUUCGCGCCCCGCCGGUAAAUAAACCACCGACACCCGAACGAACUCUUCUUACUUCUUUCUUUUUUUCUCACACAACCGUGUGUGACGCGUUUUUUCUGGUUGUCAUUUGCAAGUUCAAGAAAAUUGAGAAAAUUCAAUCCGCCAACUUUUUUUCCGCCGAUUUUUGGGUCACUGAAACGGUCAGAAAAUCGUCGAGAAGGUUCGUAUCAUUUUUUUAUUAUUAAGGGAAGAAGGGAUACUGUAGAUCUGGUCUUGAAAUUUUUUUUUUUUUUAACCUUCGGAAAUUGUGCCACGUGGAAUUCAGUUGUACUUGUAUUUAUCUUGUUUGAACAAAUGCCACGUGGCUUUUGGUUUUUUUUUUCAAUUGUUCUCUGGACUUCGUGUAGUACUGUAAUUUUGAAUAGUUUUUUUUUUUGAAAAAAAAAACUUUUUUUUUACUAAUCCUAUAUUUCUGAACUUUUUUUUUUGUUGAAAAAAAUUGGAUUUUGUUUUUUUUUCUGGAAAAAGAUUAGAAAAUACUGAUUUUCUGAAUAUUCGGAAGGUGUCACGUGGCUUUUUCGAAAUUUGUUGUUUUUUCAAUUAUUUGAACAUGAAUAACAUUGUUUUCACUGGAGUUAGAAUUUUUGAAGGCCACGUGGCAUUUUAAAAAUUAAAAAAUGUUGUGUAGUUUCUUUCAGAAAAAAUAGGUUAAAAAAUUGAUCUGUUUAAAUAUGAAUAAUUUUUAUUCAAAAAAAUCAUAUAAUCAGAAUUCUUGUUCAAGAACUACAUAGUUUGAACAUAAUUCAGCUUGUAUCUGAUUCUCAAGUAAAAUUCCCCUAAUUCUAUCCCCAACUAUUUUUUUCAACAAUCAAUAAAUUCUCCCCCAGACAUUUUCCAACAAAAAAACUCUUUCCAAUCCUGUUGUCAACAACCCAUCCAAACUGAUUUGUUUUUCCCAUGUCACCUCAAAUCUGCACUUUUUCCUCCCAACUCAACUCAUUCAUUCAUUCAUUUAUAUAGCUAUGUAAACCAUGAAUAAAAAAGUGCAUAGACGAUUUCCUGUGACUCCGGAAAUUGUUGAGUUUUUUUUGUUGAGAACCAAAAAAUGCUCUUUUUUCGUCGGAGCUCAUUUUGAUUUGGCUCAGCAGUUUGAGCUUAUAAGCUGAUGUGAGCUGAAAUCUUGUCUGAAAAUCUAUGAGAAUAAUAUUCAUCCCCCAGAAGAAGCUCCAAGGGAGAAGGGGAUAAUAAAAUCUCGCGCAGAACACAAAGAGAAAAAAAAAUUGUGGGCGGGGCUCUCGUGUUUUUGCCUCACUUUUUCUUCUUCUUUUUUUUUUCGUUGCACAACACACAACAACUCAUCUCUUCUAUUCUAUUCUAUUUUAUUCUAUUCUUUUUUCCAACCACAAAAAAUAGUUUUUAUUUUCUGUCACCAAAUACUUUUGGAACAAAACUAACAUAAAAUGUCGAUUCCACUAUCUUCGAAUAAUAAUAAUCAUCGAAGUAGUGUUCGUAGGAAAUUUGGCGAAUCUGGAUAUAAUAUUAGGUCUGAUUGAUUAAUUGAUUUAGAGGGAGGGGGAGCAAUAUUUUGAACUGGAAAACGGGGAGAAUCAGUUGAAAAUAUGAAUCUGAAAAUUGUUUUUUGCAGACACGGCGACGAUUUGAUUGUUACACCGUUUGCACAAUUAUUAGCCAGUUUGCGAAACGUGCGAUCAAAUCUGAUUUCGAUAUCGAAUAUUCAGGUAGGCAAUUUCUUGAUUGAGGGUCUUCAAGGCUUUGGGUGGGUUCCAAUAGAGUUAUCAAGAAAAAUUUAUGUUUUAUGGGUUUUUAAAAUAAUACAUGGUUCUGAGGGUCACACAGCUAAUUUGGGAAAUCACAGGGCUUUUCAGAAAACGUAGGGUUUUGAGAACAAUACAGAUUGACUUGCCAUUACUAUCUUUUCAAACAUUUUUUUCUGGUAGACACUGUUUUUUUCUGAACUUCUCCCCAUUUAAACCUUGAACUUCUUCAAACCCCAUAUGAUCGUAUUUUUUCCGAACACAAUUUUUUCUGCAAAAAAUUUGCAUAUCGAUUUUGAUUUUGAAUAUUAUAAUUCAAUAUUGUAGUUUGUUUCACCGAGCUGUUUUCUCUUUUUCCGAUCAGAGCAGCACGGAAAAAAUAACAAAAUUAGACGGCAAUUGAAAUUCUUCUCAUAUUUCCUUCCUCAAUUUUUUUCCAUGAAAAUAAACAAUUUUUUUUCUUUUUCGACAUCUGGAGGACCCCCUAAUCUAUUUUGAAAUACGAGAACAAGUUCCACAUCUAUCUCCAGAUGUGAUGAAAAAAAAGUCGCUGAAAAAAAGCCUGUCGCUAUUCAUUUGCAUCAUUACUAGCCUAGCAUAGUCAAGGCAAGGCUGUAAACAAGCAAAAGCAAAAAAAACAUAUAUAGAUUCUGAAAAAAAUAAUUAGCACAUAUAUACAUACAGGUUCCUUUUUUCCUCAUUUUUCCAGUUCACUGAUUCUAGUUCGAUUUGAAAAUAAGAGAAAAACAUGGUGGAUAUGAGUUUUUGUGUAUAUUGCAACUUUUUCUCGUGCUCUCUCUCUUGAGAUGAAAAAAAAUGGAGCAAAAUACGAGGAAUUCUUUUUUUGAAGAAUGGUCUCGAGGGGAACAACGGGGUUUUUGGACCAAGCAAGAAAAUGUGAAAAUAUUUUGGAAGAAAAAUGAGCCGUAAAAUUAUCUGGAUCGAUUUUAGAAGAAAAAACUGAAGAAUUAAAAUUGAAUUCUCACGUUAGGAUGACACGUGGCAAUUUUGAAUUUUCAGAAAAUCUUUGAACUGAAGAAUUAACUUUUUCCAAGUCCAACAUAAGUUCGAAAUCUCAAAAUAAAGUUGGAAACCCAUGUGGCCAAUAUUCUGAUUCUCACUUUUAGCGCUAAAAAUUCCGUAAAAUUUGGAAUUCAAACUCCUCAACUCUACCUGAAAUCUCAAGGUUAAAAAAUUAAUUUUUUAUUCCAACUCCAAUUGUAUUUUUUUAGAACAGCGACGAUAGUCGUCAUGCGAAUCGAAGCGCAAAACGGCCUCCAUUGCACAAUACUCCGCUACCUGAAAAUGUUGUACAAUGUGCACACGAGACAUUGGGUAAGUUCUUCUGAAAACAAUUAUGACGUUUUUAUUUUUUAUUUUCCAAUACUUUUCUCACUUUUAAUGGAGUUUUCGUGAUUUAAAAGUUUUUCCUAUAAAUACCCACGCAAAAUCCAUAUUUUUCCAUUUCAUUUUUCUUUUUCUCAUUUUUCGAAAAAAAAUUCUGUAGACUAACGAAAAAAAUAAAUUUUGUAUCUGGUUUCUAAUAGAAACCGACGCUAAAAACAAAUUUUUUUCGUUUUGGUUUUUUUUCGACAAAAAAUUUCGGGGGACUUUUUUUCUCAAAAAAAAACGAAAGAAAACUUUUUGCCCAAACAAAAAUCAUGUGAAUUGAUACAAAAAUCGUGAGGAAUUGAAUUGAAAUGUAUUUAUAUUUAUUCAAUGCAAAAUCAAUACAAAAAGUGUUACUUUACUUUCAAUUUGUUGUUUUUUUUGCAGAAGAACUCGAUUGGUGUCUCGAUCAAUUAGAAACAAUUCAAACGCAUCGAUCGGUUUCGGAAAUGGCCAGUUCAAAGGUGAGUUAGGCUAACAAACAAAAAAAAAUGUGAGUGAAUCUGGGAGUUGUGAGCAAAAAUCAAAUGUGUUUCCAUCUUGGCCAUCUGAUCUUUUUCUUAGAAUCUAGAAUUUCAUAUAAAAAAUAGCUGCUUGAAAAUAACUUCUUCAAAGAGUUCUUUUGAACUUUUUCCCAUCCUGGAAAGAAAAUCAAUAAGAGCCUCAGAUGGUUAAGAAAAUUUGAUUUCGUCUAUGUCUUCCUAGGAAAUUCGUUUAUGUGCACUUUUCUCUUUCCAGAAAAUAAAAGGAAUUCGGCUAAAGAAUGAAUACGUGGGGAAAUGAAGGCAGGUGAAAAAACAUGUCUGAAAUAAUUUAGUUUUACCCCAAAAAUUAUUUUGGCUUCGCUUGAUAAAUAUCGUAAGAAGUUAAGUUAUCUUAUCUUUUUUGACGAGGCAAAGUUUUUGAAAAACAAAAUCAUAAAUCAAGUCAAUUUUCAAAAAUCACUUUAAAUUUAGAAUUAUUGAAUUUAAUUUUAAGUUUAAAUUUGAAUUUGUGGAUUCCAAAAAAAAAUUGUUGGAAUCGUGCCAGGAAUCGAGGCCACUGUAAUUCAUCAUCAAAUUAUAUAGAGACAUAAUGAUAAGAUAGGCUUUUUCUCUCUUCUUUCAAUUCGUGGGUUUUGCAAAGCGGUCUUUUAUUGUAUCAACUAUAUAACUUCCGGUGACUGCGCGAUGUAGAUACAAUAAGUGUCAUCAUUUGUUAUAGACAUUAUGAGUGAGUGAUUCGAUAUCAGAAGAAGAAUUGAAAAAAAACGAGAAGAUAGAGGGGUUAGAGAAAAUAUGGCGGAGAGAAGAGAGGACAGUUUUUUGAAAUUUGUUGAAACGAGACGCGUUCUGGUUUUUGUUGGUUUUUUCUCGCUGUUUCGCGUAAAGAACAUGAUGAGUACUGUAGAUCAGAUGAUUGUUGUUCGGUGUAGACCGUGUAGCAGCGAAAUAGUGUUCACUUCUCAAAAAGUUUCAUUUCUGAAGUACACCUUCGUUAGAUUCUCUUAAAUUUGGAUCUCAUUCUUAAAAUCACUUCUGAGCAGUUAGGAUUACUCAUGUUAAACAUUUAGGAUUUUCAGAAUAGGAUAAAGUCGUCAUAAUUUAAUCCCCAAGGAUUUUCAGAUUUUAAAAUGCAAAUGUUUCUUGGGAUUUUUCUAAUCAGAUUAUGAUUACUCAUAUUAAACUUUUGAAACGUUGAACUAAACAUUGUAGAAAUUUAGUGAUUUUAAGAUGAAAAUCCAGGGCGCAGAAUCCACGUGGAAAUAUUUUUUCUGGAAAAUCAAACAUUUCCUGUUUCAAUUAAUUAAUCAAUGGAGCCGACAAAGUUUACUGUAGUCGUUUUUUCUUCCACGGUUCCAAAAAUUUCCAGAUUUAAAAAAUAUAUUGCUGAAAAAUCAUAACUUUCCAAUAAGGCCUGAAAAUCCACGGCAAAAUUUAUAAUUAUGUCUCCAGUAAUUAAUAAUUUCAAAAAAUUCUUGCCAUAAAAAUCCACGUGUUUUUUCCACUAAAAUUUGCUCUAAAACAUCUACUUUGGUUUUUGGAUUUGAAGUUUCACGCCACAUAUGUUUCAUGAGCUCUGUUCCUGUCUGAAUCCAAAAUUUUGUAAAACAAAUAGUUUUUCAUUGCAAUCAACUUAUCAUUUAUCAUUACUCAUGUCAAACUUUAAAACAUAUAAAUCGCUCACUUUUUUUUUCUUUCUUUCAACAUAAUUUCAAUGUCUCCGAACUGGUAUCUCUUUGUGUUUCCGGUCAAAAAAAGAUAGCAAAACUAAACUAGAAAAUGAAUGAAAAUGAUCCAAUUUUCAUUCUUCUAAAAUGUAUUACAUUUAAUGUUGUUUUUUGCAGUUCCGCAAAAUGCUCAAUAAAGAGCUGUCGCAUUUUGCCGAAUCGUCGAAAUCUGGAACUCAAGUCUCGAAAUUCUUGAUCACAACUUAUAUGGAUAAAGAGGAAGAUGAACCGUCGAUUGAAAUCGAAGUUCCUGCAGAGGUCAGUUUUCUUUUGCAAAAAAAUGAAAUUCAAAAGUUUGAAGUUUGAAACCACUUCCGUUGCAACAAUCUUUGUUUUUGUUAUUAUUGUUGUUUUUUUUGUGGUUAGCGUAAUCGACCACAACAAAAAAAUUUGUUACACAUACAAAUAAAAAUCCCACCCCUUUAUCAUCAUCAUAAUAUUAUCUUCUUCUUCUUCUUUUAAAACCAGUAGUGAUUGCGACGAGAAUUUUUUGCUUCCUAAAUAUUUCUUUUUUUUUCUUCUAAAUAUUCAAUAUGAACGCUCUUAAAUUUGAAAAUUCAAUAUCUCCAUCCAAUUCUGACAAAGAGAAUCAGGAGGAGGAAGAUGAUAAUAAUAACAAUAAUAUUUUAUAUGAUGAUGAAGAGGUUGGCACUAUUUUUGGUUUCCUCCAGAAAUCUCAUAUUUCUUUUUUUCAGGGACCAUCAACAUCGUCACCCCAAAUGACAUUGUCUUUGUUGAAAAAAGCACAGACGGCGGCGAUGAAUCGGAUUUCUGGCGUUCGCAAAUUGCGAGCACCAUCGCACGAAGGACAUUUACCUGAAUAUGGUGUCAAUUGUGCGAAAGAGAUUGCCGUUUAUAUGCAGAGAGUUAGUUUUUUUCUAAAAUAAUUUGUGAUUCGGGGACAGCAAUAGCGCUCUAUUGAACAGAUAAUUUGAAAUUAAUUUUUUCAAAUAAAUUUUAUUAUCAAAACCUACUUAGCUUAAGUCUGGAAAUGAGUUAUGACGUGGCACAAAAAUGUCAGUUUCAGCUACCGAAUUCCCAUUUUUGUAUUAUCCGAAAAAAACCAGGAAAUUGAAUUUGAUUUCAAACCUUUGACCUUCUAAUCUAGAAAACGGUAUCAUUAUUAUCAAAAACCGCUAGACAGUUUUUUUCUAGAAAUUUACGUUUUACGAUGAUUGAUGAUUUUAUUUAUUUUUAAAGAAAUUUUUGAAGCACGUGAGAUAGUUUUCAUCAUACUUAUAUGUAUUUCGUUUUUACAGAUUGAUGAUUGGGGUCCAGAUGUGUUCAAAAUCGAUGAACUUUCCAAAAAUCAUUCGCUAACAGUCAUCACGUAUACACUUUUACGAAAACGCGGGUUGAUCAAAGCGUUCGAAAUUCCCAGCUCAACACUUGUCACAUAUUUGCUCAAUCUUGAACAUCAUUAUCGAAACAAUCAUUAUCAUAAUUUUAUUCAUGCUGCAGAUGUUGCACAAUCGAUGCAUGUUUUAUUGACUUCUCCAGUUCUAGCCGAAGUUUUCACAGAUCUCGAAGUUCUGGCUGCUAUUUUUGCUGGCGCAAUUCAUGAUGUUGAUCAUCCUGGAUAUACAAAUCAAUAUUUGAUCAACUCAAAUAAUGAGCUAGCAAUUAUGUAUAAUGAUGAAAGUGUUUUGGAACAACAUCAUUUAGCGGUUGCAUUUAAAUUGUUGCAAGAUUCAAAUUGCGAUUUUUUGAUGAAUAUGUCAAAGAAACAACGAGUACAAUUCCGAAAAAUAGUGAUAGAUAUGGUAUUGGCAACUGAUAUGUCAAAACAUAUGUCACUUUUAGCUGAUUUGAAAACAAUGGUUGAAGCGAAAAAAGUGGCUGGAAAUAAUGUUAUUGUUUUAGAUAAAUAUAAUGAUAAGAUACAGGUUUGUAAUUAUUUUGAGCUAAUUUAUUCUGUAUUAUUGAUUUUGUGAUUUGUAGGUAUUGCAAUCAAUGAUUCAUUUGGCUGAUUUGUCAAAUCCAACAAAACCAAUCGAACUUUAUCAACAAUGGAAUCAGCGAAUUAUGGAAGAAUAUUGGAGACAAGGUGAUAAGGAAAAAGAAUUAGGACUUGAGAUUUCACCAAUGUGUGAUCGAGGAAAUGUGACUAUUGAAAAAUCACAGGUUAGUUAAUUAGAACUUUGAAAAUGUUUGCAAAAAAUAAAAUUAAUCAUCAACAAAUUAUUUGUUCUUUUAAAAAGAUCAACAAUUUCCGGCGGAUGUUAACCAAUAAAAAAGAGAAGAAACACAUACAAAAAACGAGAUACGCUAAUUUGAUAAGGCCAAAAAAAAAGAAAAACGAAAAUUAUGUGAUUUUUAAUGAGACAAUAAUUUAUGUAUUUAUUUUUUGCAGGUCGGUUUCAUCGAUUAUAUUGUUCAUCCGCUUUAUGAAACAUGGGCGGAUUUAGUUUAUCCGGAUGCUCAAAAUAUAUUAGAUCAAUUGGAAGAAAAUCGUGAAUGGUAUCAAUCUCGAAUACCGGAAGAACCUGAAACUGCACGAACUGUUGAAGAAGUUGAAGAAGGCGAAGAUUUAUAG
Messenger RNA from Caenorhabditis angaria, 20147 nucleotides. NCBI's taxonomy places the organism in Eukaryota, Metazoa, Nematoda, Chromadorea, Rhabditida, Rhabditidae. The record is from the annotation of a GenBank genome assembly.